CUGCAUGGGGAGGAUCAGCCCGGACCACCUGCUGAGUUACUGCUACUCAGAGGCGCUGGAGCAGUCGCUCCGGAUGGAGAUACACGCUAACAUCUCAGACUCCAGACACAUUCUGCCAGAAAACCAAGGAGCCUUCUUGUUGGUCUUUAAGAUCCUGGGACACCAUCUAACAUCAAGCACUGGCCUGAUGCUUAAUGUUCACCACAACAUCUCCUCUCUGCAACCGUAUGUCCCGUUUCAGUUUGACACCAAGUCACAGCUCAAUCGGUCAUCAUCUUCAAUUAAAGCAGCAGCAGAGUUCCUCAUAGACAAUCAUGUGAUGCGUUUGAAAGCCCAGGCUUCCCAGACAAAGCUUGGAUUCAAGCAAGUGUUCGAGCUCUCCCACUCCUUACCUCAGCUGAUGUCAGUUCCCAGGAGUCUUUUAAUAAAGACUGGGCACGCGCUGCACAACGGAUCCCUCGUCCUCACACACCACACCCAGUGGAUGGAUGAAAAUUCACCUCGCCCUACAGCGUUAGACCUGAAAUCGAAACAGAUAGAUGAAUCUCGAGGGUGGGAGCUAGAAAUAAGGCUAGAGAAUGAAACACAGAGCAAACGGGGCAAUGUUAUCCUUAACUGGGAUUUGACUGGCUUGCAAGAGGAGGUACAGUAG
Molecule: messenger RNA, 652 nt
Organism: Clarias gariepinus (North African catfish)
Lineage: Eukaryota; Metazoa; Chordata; Actinopteri; Siluriformes; Clariidae
Exons: 6
Coding region: 5-652 (215 amino acids)
Source: RefSeq, a predicted model, not a curated record